Adineta ricciae is the source of this 1002-nucleotide messenger RNA. The record is from the annotation of a GenBank genome assembly. Lineage: Eukaryota; Metazoa; Rotifera; Eurotatoria; Adinetida; Adinetidae.
AUGUCAACGAUGGCGACACUUGUUCUUAUCCAACAAAUGAUUACUCGGUAUGCUUUACCAAUAAUUCUGACAUUGGGUAACAUCGGUAACUUAUUCACCAUUGCAAUUUAUUCCCAGAAGAAACAACGUGGACAUUCGUGUGCUAUUUAUCUCAUAGCGAUUUCUUGUUUUUCGUUAAUCGGCUCGAACUGGGCGAUCGUUCCAACUGUUUAUGCUUUAGAUCAUUUCGAUCUUGUCAGCAAUUCGUUAGUUUUAUGUCGAAUUCGUGGUUAUAUGAUUCACACAUGUUCAAUGUCAUUUCGUUACACUCUCAUUCUUUUUUGCGCGGAUCGAUAUGCCUUCUGCAGUCGACGAGUUUUCAUUCGAGCGUUAAGUCGACCACAGAUCGCUCGUCGUUCAGUUGGCAUUUUAAUUCUUGUCUGGUGUAUAUUGUCGAUUCAUUUACUUAUUUUCGAAAGUAUUGAAAACCGACGUUGUGGAGUUUAUGGAAUCUAUGGUCAAAUCUUUGGAUAUUAUGUCGCGAUCUGCACUGGUUUGAUACCGAUUAUGUCGAUGACGUGUUUUGGUUUAUUAUUGCGAAGAAAUUUGAAUCAACUACAUUUGCAAAUUCAACCGCUUUCAGGAUUGAACCGAUUGAAUAGACGUGAUAUUUCAUUCGUACAACUCGCUCUCACUGAGAUAAUUGUGUAUAUGAUUUGCACAGUGAUGUAUCCAGCAGUAACGAUCUAUUCUCAAGCAACAUCAUCGAUGAAUUCGAGUAAAAGUGCGGAGCAAAAGCAAAUUGAAUCGUUUAUUAAUUUUCUCGCCAUGUCAUUACUUUUAUAUUUAAAUUAUAACACAACAUUCUAUGUACAUUUGAUUAUCUCGAAGGCUUUUAGAAGAAGAUUUCGGGAUUUUAUCAUGACAUUGAUCCGAAAAGUAACGAAUCAAACGGAGGUUUAUCAACAAAAUUCAGUAGUGAUCACUUCAAAUGUCAGACAACAACAAAAAAAGAGCAGUUAG